GAUUUUACGCACGAAAACAACUUCGUUUCGAAAUACCACGUAUUCAACGAAGACUUCUCGCUCGUCGGAGCGACCGAUUACAUAAUUUAGAAAGCGAUCUGCUAGAAAUUUUAAUAUCACAUCCUUGGAGUUAAAUCUGUUGUAAUUUUCCUUGAAUCUAAUGUUCGUCAUUAAGACUAAAGCAACGAGCCUGCGUGACGAGUAUUAUCUUUGAUCAGUUAGAUCAAUCGAGUUAAUUUUAUUCAAAACGCUUUUCCUUAGGGUGUUUCAUAUACAUAUUUUUCCAUUUCUCUCCACGACUGAUUUAUUAAAUGAAAUUAGAGAUCCAUGAAAUUGUCAUCGAAUUGAAGUUUCCUCUAUUAUACGAAAUAUGCAUUUUUCAUGGACUUCUAUCAAUAAUUCAGGAUAAACUUUGACGGAUUGCCCUUCAGCUUCGUCAUUCAGAAAUCUAACCUGGUAAUUAAUAAAAGUUUCCAAGAAGGAGAGAGCAAUAUAAGGAUAAAGGCCAUACGUGUCAAGGAUAUCUUCUCUAACUAAUGCAACGCGGCUCGUAUGAGCUGCACAUAACGCACGAAUUUUCAAACACACGUCGCGGCCAUGCCUGGCCUGGAGAAUGUAACAAAUCUCGGUCUCCGAGUACAAAAAUUCAAAAAGAGCUUCCUCAAGAAUUAUUUAGAGACCUGUCCGACUUUAUUCCACAUCUGUUACGAUCCCAUUGGCACUCAUAAGAGAUCGCGUGCGUUUAUCGGUUUCCUUCUCGGCUUCUUCAUGGGCGUUCUUUUAUACGAAUGCAUUAUUGUUGAUCUGCAAUUCGAUCCGUACACCAGCGUCUCUUUGGGUGGCAUCGUGACUAUCAUGUUGUCCAUUGGAUGUGCAUCGUCGAUUCAGAUAAGAUGCGUUUGUAUCCUGACGGUUCCGGCGUUUUUUGGCCGAGCAGGUCGAAGUAUGUUGAGAGCGCUAAUUUUUGCAUACAUAAUAGCGGGGCCACUAUUUAAUUUGGUGUACAACGCAAAGGAAGUAGUGAGAACGUUCGGUUGCACCUCGCAACUGACAUACAAUCUUACCAAGACACGAUUUGAUUUGAUGUUCAAGCCGUUUCAACAGGCAAUUGUGGCAAUGAAAGCCGAUGCAAACGAGAUAAAGGACACCCUCGCCUCGGUGAGGGAUUUAAUGAGCCCCAUCGUCGAGGAGAUCGAAGGGGAAGAGGAAAUGAUGCGACUCAGAGAGGAAAAUGAUUACAUGGAUGAAUUGCAAGGCGACACGAAAAGGAGCAAAGAGAUCGAAGAGAAGCAUGAGAAAAAAAUUGAAGAAGCGAAAUCUGAAGCAGAAGCGUACGAAGCUAAAUACAAGGAGAAGAUCGAGGCUCGGUGCGAGGAACAGCUAACUCGAGGCGCAGCAAGAUGUAGGGAUAUGUUCGGUGAAGCUUACAACAAGUGCUAUGAAAAAGUGACCAUAUUUGUUGGUUGGCUUCUAUGUUGGCCAAUGAAGCUGACUUUCGUCUGCAAUUUGGUACAAGCGAUGGGUGGUGCCAGCAUUUGUGAUCCUGAAGGAAAAGUCGAUAGUGGUAUCGGUGAGGGAUACGUCGCCUUGAAAGGUGCUCGGGACGAGUUCAGCAGGAGCCUGAAGGAUGCGAAACUCCAGUACAAAGUGAAAAAGCCUGCGGUGAUCCUGGAUCUCCAGGAUUCGGCCAAUGCUGCCAAGGCAGUGAUACACGAGUUUGUAGUCAGGAAGAGACUGUUCGAGUCCGUGAUGACUUUCGUGAAGAGGUGCCUGUCGUUCGUAUUCCUGAAGAUCAUCCUCAGCGCCCAGAGUUACCACGACAAGUACCUGACGGAUAUCGAGCACGAUAAUAUCUACGUGACGCCUUACUUCCGGCGGAUAGACGCGAGAAGAAAGGUUCGCGGGAGCAUGACGCUGCUGCCGUUGAAGAAGAUCGAGAGGAGGCAGUUCGUCGAUCCUUACAGCGUGAAACCGAGCAAAGCCGAAGGUUUUCACGUGACGGGGCAGGUGGUCAAACUGCUUCUGGAAUUAAUCACAGCAAGCAUUUUCGUUAUCCUAGACUGGCUGUUCUACGAGGCGCUAGACUUGAUCAGAAGACACGCUUACAUGGAGUACACUCAGGAAGGCCACCAUGACUUAUCAUUAGAGAUUCGCGGCACAGGCGUGAUCGCGUCGCUCAUAAGAAGCGCUGUGCGCGGUUUCAACGUGAAGAAACGGAUCAAGACGGUCGUAUCAAACAAGGCUUGCCUUCCCCGACCCACGAAACUGCCCGGUUACAUGAUCUUCAAGAUCUACGGGACCUUCGUCGCCGUUUUUCUGCUGAUAUUCGUGUCCAUUUACACGCAACGUAUGCGUCGAGGCAUUUGUUCGUUCUUCUACCGGCGAAGGGAAAAGAGACGGGUACUCUACCUCUACAACGAGAGUCUACGGCGGAGAAUCACUUAUGCGAAAUUUAUGAAGGCCAAAGUGAUGAACAUGGUACGAACUCGUCGUCUGGAAUACGAGAUUGAUUUUUGGCUGGCCGUGAGACUGAAGUGGCCCGAUCGUUUCGGAUGGCUGAAGUACUUCGCCUGUGCCCGCGAGAGGUGUCUGAUUUGUGGCGAUCCGGAGCCCAGGAAAGGGCCGAAGUAUCGGGCGUGCACCACUCCCGGUUGCACUUUCCUGCAUUGCGCCGAAUGCUGGAGGGAUGUGGGAAAGAUCUGCUAUGCUUGUGCCGAUUUGCCGGACACUGACACCGAAGGAUACGAUACACAGCGUAGCGAUUUUUAAACAGUGCUCCAGUCUUAAUAAUGCUGAAUAAUCAUUUUAAUUUAUUUAAUGUUAAUUAUGUAUUCAUAACACAUUGCGACGUUUAUGUUAUUGGUUGAUUUAGGAUUCGAGUAAGAAUAGAAAUAAAGAAUUCAUUCUCAUGGUUGUAUGUAUGAUAACCUUGGGAAUUUAAUAUUAAGCUUUGAUGAAAAUAGAUUUCCAUAAGGAACUAUGACACUUAACGUGGCAUUGUCAGGGAAGCAACGAUAUCAUCGGGGAUGAUAUAAGACCGUCUGUACAUAUAAAUCUCACGUAGCGAACUCGACAAGAAGUCUCCGGUUUCAUAAGGAAGAAACGAGAACUUAAAACGCGCAAUUACCAUGUUGGAUUUACAAGGACCGAGACACGCCUGAACAGAAUACAAAAUGAAUCAGUUUUCUACUUUUAGAAAAUCUCAUCAUACCACAGACAAUUCGAAAUCAAAGCUUAUUUUGAUCUCAAGUCAUGUUAAUGAAGAACCUCCUUGAAUCAUGUCUCUUUAACUCGAGUCAGCAUGCAUGAAGUAAUCACUCGGUUGAUCAAACAAAAUCAAGAAAAUUACCCUUACAUGCGCAUUUUUUCCCGAACGAAUUACGCCGCG
Molecule: messenger RNA, 3388 nt
Organism: Ceratina calcarata
Lineage: Eukaryota; Metazoa; Arthropoda; Insecta; Hymenoptera; Apidae
Product: E3 ubiquitin-protein ligase DCST1
Exons: 6
Coding region: 598-2769 (723 amino acids)
Cellular component (GO): membrane
Source: RefSeq, a predicted model, not a curated record